This is a messenger RNA of Oreochromis niloticus (Nile tilapia), 2777 nucleotides long. RefSeq names its product urotensin-2 receptor. The transcript has a single exon. Gene Ontology annotation, cellular component: plasma membrane. Gene Ontology annotation, biological process: blood vessel diameter maintenance; neuropeptide signaling pathway; regulation of blood pressure. The record is from RefSeq and is a predicted model, not a curated record. Gene Ontology annotation, molecular function: urotensin II receptor activity. NCBI's taxonomy places the organism in Eukaryota, Metazoa, Chordata, Actinopteri, Cichliformes, Cichlidae. The coding region runs from base 1113 to 2189 and encodes 358 amino acids.
UUGUCGUCCUUCUGGUCACUAAUUGGGGCUGUGAUGAAUAAACCAAAUCAAUAAGACCUGAAAAUAGCAGCUGGGAUAAUAAACUCAUCAGGAAAGUGUUUAAUGAGGUCAGAGUUCAAGAGAGCUGGUUUCUUUACAACAGGAUUUCAUUUUUGCAGACAAAGCCCCCCCGCCACACACACACACACACCACACACACACACACACACACAAUACUGGCAAAUAGCCUCACAGACCCAGAAGACAACACCAUCUUUGUUUACAGUCUGUGGGAAAAAAUAAAAGCAAUUUCCAACAUAAGAGAAAAAAAACAGAUGACUAUAAUUGUAGAUAAGAGCAAUAAAACGUAUUUAUUUAAUCUAGAGAUGAUAAUAAGUUUUCUCCCCGAAGUAGAUCCACAGCUACAAAACACCUGUGGUAAACACACAUGUACAAUAAUUGGAGAUGUAUUUAUUUUUCCGUGACAUUUCGAGAUCUAUAAUAAACUAGCUGUAUAACUCAAUGCCGAGCUGCAGAAAGGAAAUGCUGGCCCAUUCCUUGAGGGGCUCAGACUGCGCUGCGGUCAGUGAAAGAGAAAGUUUUCGCUUUCUGCUCUCGUGAGUCUCAAGAAAAUGGCACACUGAAAUUAACUGCAGGAGAUUUAUUCUUUUUUACGGGUGUGUGUGUGUGUGGGGGGGGGGGUGGCUACUUUAACACCAGUUACUCUAGCAAGUAUCUAUGCGUGACAUUACCUGUGUCCUAGCUUUUCAUUUGACAUUUUAGCAGGCUUGGUCUUGCUGUUGGCAUCAGGUGCGCGCUCAGUGCUGACUAAACUUUUAAUAAUACAUUCCAGUCUCACAUCUUUGCGCCGAGAAAUCCAUCCGCUCUUCAAGAAAGAAAAAAGAAGCCGAUGCUUUCCUCUUCGUCCAUCUGAGCAUUAUUUACCCGUGAGACAGCUGACUGUCAGAUGUAUAUGGAAGUAACGGUGGUGACGUCAGGAGCAAAGAGCAGCAGGCGGAGAGCGGAGAGAGAGGAGGGAGGGGGAGGGAGCGAGCCACAACCUGUGCCAGUGCGCAUCUUUUCCAAAACUUGUCCGGAGCUGUCAAAGAGCACGGAGCGGAUCCGAGCGCGCCAUGAGUAACAAAUCUUUAAACCUGAACACCAGCCCGCCCCGGGCUGGCGGCACCGUGGACCACGAACUCGUCAUCACUUCCACUUUCGGGACGCUCCUCUCCGUUGUCUACAUCAUCGGGGUCUCGGGGAACGUGUACACGCUGGUGGUGAUGUGCCACUCGAUCCGGUUCGCCACCUCCAUGUACAUCUCCAUCAUCAACCUGGCUCUCGCGGACCUGCUCUACCUCUCCACCAUCCCUUUCGUGGUGUCCACCUACUUCCUGAAGGACUGGUACUUCGGAGACGUGGGCUGCCGCAUCCUGCUCAGCUUGGACCUUCUCACCAUGCACGCCAGCAUCUUCACCCUGACCGUAAUGUGCACGGAGCGCUACCUGGCCGUCACCAAGCCGCUGGACACGGUCAGGCGCUCCAAGAGUUAUCGCAAAGCUCUGGCGUGGGGCGUGUGGCUGCUGUCGCUGGUGCUCACCGUGCCCAUGAUGGUAAUGGUCGCUCAGACAACUAAAAGCACGCCGGACGGGGGUGUGAAGAGGAUGUGCGCGCCCACAUGGGCUCCACUGGCUUAUAAAGUUUACGUAACGGUCCUGUUUGGCACCAGCAUCAUGGCCCCGGGGCUCAUCAUCGGGUACCUGUACGUCAAGUUAGCCCGCACUUAUUUAGAGUCCCAGCGCAACUCUGUGAUCAGCAAAGGCGGCAAAAGGUCACCGAAGCAGAAAGUGCUGAUCAUGAUUUUCACCAUCGUGCUGGUGUUCUGGGCGUGCUUCCUGCCCUUCUGGAUCUGGCAGCUGCUGCCUCUGUACCACACCAAGCCGCUGAGCCUGGCCUCGCAGACGCACACGUGCAUCAACUACCUGGUCGCGAGCCUCACGUACAGCAACAGCUGCAUCAAUCCGUUCCUCUAUACGCUGCUCACCAAGAACUACAGGGAGUACCUGAAGAACAGGCACAGGAGCUUCUACAAGUACACGUCGUCGUUUAAGAAGCGGCCGCCCAGCCUCUACUCGUGGGGCAAGUCGGCGUCCUCCAGCAAUCAGUUCGAGUUCAACUCCGAGACGCUGGUCAUGGGGUCACUGAAGUGAGGAGAAAGCGUCUGGAGCCGGAGCAGCGACAGGUAGGCGGUGAUGUCUCCGUUACGCACGGGCUGGAGUCAGAGCAGCUCCGCGUAAAGCAGGAAGCUGCCAAAGUUUGUUUUCUCUCAUUUUAAAGUGCGGCUGUUCUUUAGUCACUCAUGUUUGUUUGUUUUUAUUCUGUCCAUGAUGGACAGCACACUGAGCCACCCUCCCUCUCUCUCUGCUGCGCUCCUUCAGCUCAGCCUCAGUGGAAGAACUCUUCCUGCGGUGCUGUGUUGCAGUACAAGGCCGCGGCGGUAAUUAGAGAAGCUGAAGCACCUCUUAAAGGCAGAAGUGAUUUUAAGAAGCAAAUGUUAAUGUUUAAUUUAAGGGUGUUUUAAUCUGACAUUGCAUUAUUUGUAUUAGAGCAGUUAAAUAAAGGGAGGUAGUAUGUCUGAAUUUAUGCUAUUACGGACCGAGGACCCAUUUUACAAACGGAAUAAGUCAGCGGAGUUCUGAUGCCUUAUACAACUAACCUCAUAGUCCCGAAAUACGUAUAUAUACGUAUAUGUAAUCAAAUACCGACACAAUAAAUAACAAAUAAUAAUAAUAAUAAUC